Messenger RNA from Choloepus didactylus (southern two-toed sloth), 2258 nucleotides. RefSeq names its product cyclin dependent kinase 5 regulatory subunit 2 (gene CDK5R2). Bases 158 to 1261 code for a protein of 367 amino acids. Gene Ontology annotation, cellular component: cytoplasm; protein kinase 5 complex. Gene Ontology annotation, biological process: brain development; positive regulation of cyclin-dependent protein serine/threonine kinase activity; activation of protein kinase activity. The record is from RefSeq and is a predicted model, not a curated record. Gene Ontology annotation, molecular function: protein kinase binding; cyclin-dependent protein serine/threonine kinase activator activity. Lineage: Eukaryota; Metazoa; Chordata; Mammalia; Pilosa; Megalonychidae. The transcript has a single exon.
GCCAAGCAACCCAGCAGCCACCUUCCCCGCCCGUCCCCGCGCCCCGGCCGGGGCUAGGCCCCCCACCGCCGGGUCCCCGGGGGCUGCAGCAGCGGCGGCAGCGGCGGCGCCGCCUGUGGUUUUCGCCCGGGUCCGGGCGCCGGCCCCGCUCCGCAGGAUGGGCACGGUGCUGUCUCUUUCCCCCGCCUCUUCGGCCAAGGGCCGGAGGCCCGGCGGACUGCCGGAGGAGAAGAAGAAGGCGCCGCCCGCGGGGGACGAGGCGCUCGGGGGUUACGGGGCGCCGCCAGCCGGCAAGAGCGGCAAAGGCGAGAGCCGGCUCAAGCGGCCGUCCGUGCUCAUCUCCGCGCUCACCUGGAAGCGCCUGGUGGCCGCGUCUGCCAAGAAGAAGAAAGGCAGCAAGAAGGUGACGCCCAAACCGGCGUCCACCGGCCCCGACCCCCUGGUCCAGCAACGCAACCGCGAGAACCUUCUCCGCAAGGGCCGGGAUCCUCCCGACGGCGGCGGCGCCGCCAAGCCUCUAGCAGUGCCCGUGCCCACCGUGCCGGCGGCCGCCGCCACCUGCGAGCCGCCUUCGGGAGGUAGCGCAGCCGCCCCGCCGCCGGGCUCGGGCGGGGGAAAGCCGCCGCCGCCGCCGCCCCCAGCCCCGCAGGCGGCGCCGCCGGUGCCUGGCGGCUCGCCGCGGCGGGUCAUCGUGCAGGCGUCCACCGGCGAGCUGCUGCGCUGCCUGGGCGACUUCGUGUGCCGGCGCUGCUACCGCCUCAAGGAGCUGAGCCCCGGCGAGCUGGUGGGCUGGUUCCGCGGCGUGGACCGCUCGCUGCUGCUGCAGGGCUGGCAAGACCAGGCCUUCAUCACGCCCGCCAACCUGGUGUUCGUCUACCUGCUGUGCCGCGAGUCGCUGCGCGGGGACGAGUUGGCGUCGGCCGCGGAGCUGCAGGCCGCCUUCCUCACCUGCCUCUACCUCGCCUACUCCUACAUGGGCAACGAGAUCUCCUACCCGCUCAAGCCCUUCCUCGUGGAACCCGACAAGGAGCGCUUCUGGCAACGCUGCCUGCGCCUCAUCCAGCGGCUCAGCCCACAGAUGCUGCGGCUCAACGCCGACCCCCACUUCUUCACGCAGGUCUUCCAGGACCUCAAGAACGAGGGCGAGGUCGCCGCCGGCGUCGGGGGUCCCCCGAGCGGAGGGGCGCCCGCCGCUUCCUCGGCCGCCAGGGACAGCUGCGCGGCCGGAGCCAAGCACUGGACUAUGAACCUGGACCGCUAGGGACGCCCGGGGGCCGCGUCCGCCCCCCACCCCAGCCCCCGACACGUACUCGGAGCCCCCGGGACCAUCACGCUGCCGCCACCGCUGUUACCGUCCCUCUGCGCCGGGGCCGGGCGGAAAAGGAGCCGCCCCUACCCGGCAGGGGAGGGUGGAGGCCGGAACGCUAGAGACCGCAGCGUCUGAGCUUGCUGGGAGUGGGGGUGCGGGAGAGAACACGGAAAGGAACCCCCAGCCUCGACCUUUCUGCCUGUCUGCGCCUUCCUCUCUCCAAUUCUACCCACGUCUUCGCCUUCCCAACUUUGCGUGUCUGUUAGUCCAUCUUCCCUUGGGUUUCCUCACCUCCUUCCUGAAUCUUCUCUCCUCCUCUUGGCCUUCUUAUCUCCCCCUCUGCCUUUCCAUUUUCCAUUCUUUGGCGGUGGGGGUAGGGGGUGGGGAACUCUUUCUGUCUCCAUGUUACCCCCUGCCUGACUGCCCCCUAUUUGCCCCGUUUCCCUGCACCUUUCUCCGCAUCUCCCCUUCUUGUUCCUGUUUCCCCUCUCUCCUGUCAUGUGUCAUCAUCUUCCCUCAUGUCUACUCUCCCCCCCACCGCCUAUGUCGCCCUCCAUGUCUUCCCUCAACUGAGUCCCGAUACCCACCCAUCCCCCAGAUGAAAGGGAAGGUUAAUUCUUAAUUUGGAUCGACUGAGGUGCAGCGAGAAGCUGCAGCCCUGGGCGGCCAGACGACCACCAGGAUGGUCUCUCACCCCACCCCCACCUACUCUCUCAACCUUUUCCAACGUGUUGCAUGCCGGGAGUUGGGGGGAGGGGGGUGCCGGCUUCAGGAGGCAGAGGUUUGGGGGCAAAAUCAACCUGAGAGGUCACCGCGGCGGUGGCGCCGCCUCAGUGGAAAGUGGAAGGAGAAAGAAAACUCUUUUCACUCUAUAGGAGGCUUCCUUAUCCUUAGUUCCAUUUCCCACUUUAAUUUAUUUGAUUGUUUCCGAAGGGAGGGGGGAGGGGGG